Molecule: messenger RNA, 785 nt
Organism: Lingula anatina
Lineage: Eukaryota; Metazoa; Brachiopoda; Lingulata; Lingulida; Lingulidae
Product: ATP-dependent RNA helicase DDX51
Molecular function (GO): ATP binding; nucleic acid binding
Source: RefSeq, a predicted model, not a curated record
AGCUUGGUUUGCUCUGAUGCCAUGGCCAGAGGUAUGGAUGUGGACAAUGUCCAGUAUGUGCUGUCCUAUGACUCUCCACCAUAUAUAAAGACAUAUAUCCACAGGGUAGGGAGGACUGCCAGAGCUGGGAAAGUGGGAACAGCUGUCUCCCUGUGUGAAAAGAAGGAGAUUUUCCAUUUCAAGAAGAUGAUUAAAGAGGCAGGGAAGACUAGUGUGUCAGAAAUGAAGCUGAGAAAGUCAGACUACAAAGCAUUAGUGGAACCAUACAAAAAUGCAUUAGCAGAACUUCAAGAAAUUCUCAAAAAAGAAAAGAAAGGAAAAUGACGAAGUUAAAAAAUACACUACAGUUAGAUUUGUUGUUAUGCUGUAGCAGGAUGAAACAUUCUUAUGAUAACCAUAUGAUGACUUUUCUGAUAGUCUGGAUUAUGAAUCUGAGAUUGGAAGGAAAGAGAUGAAAUAAAACAACAGUUAUGACAAAGACCUAAUUAAAUUUGUAACGAUCGCUUUACAUAGAUUUAAAAACUGCUUAGUAAAGUACAUGUGGACAAAGAUGAAUGGCAAUGCACCUAACCAAACUAAUACAACUAUAUGGCAAAGAUUUGUCAUGGAUCCUUUCACAUGAGUCAUAAGUUCACUGAUUAGUCCACAUGGGCUAAAUCCCUCAAGUCAAUUUUAAACUUUGUUAAAUCGGUCAAAUUAAGUUUUGUGUGAAAAUGAAUAAAAGAUAUAGUAUUUUUCUUAACUGUUAUAUGAUGCAUAGUUUUAAAAUAAAUGACUGCCAUCAG